Molecule: messenger RNA, 817 nt
Organism: Lottia gigantea (owl limpet)
Lineage: Eukaryota; Metazoa; Mollusca; Gastropoda; Lottiidae
Exons: 1
Biological process (GO): positive regulation of DNA-templated transcription
Cellular component (GO): nucleoplasm; chromatin
Molecular function (GO): ubiquitin-protein transferase activity; zinc ion binding
Source: RefSeq, a predicted model, not a curated record
AUGAACUCAUCACAAAAGUUUGAAGAGGAGUUCUUAAGUUGUGGCAUUUGCUAUGACAUUUUUAAAGAACCAAAAGUUCUUCCAUGCCUGCACACAUUUUGUCUAACCUGUUUAACAUCUUAUAUCUCGACAACCAGAAUCCUCGACAACAGAACUGGAUUUCUUUGUCCAACAUGUAGAGAGCUUAUCCAUCCACCACGACCUUCAGACAGCCAUUGGGCAAAACAAUUUAGAGAUAAUUUCUACGUGAAAAAUCUGAUAGAUGCUAAUUCUAAUCAACAAGUUCCAGGAUCAGUCGCAAACCAGAAGCUAUGUGAGUCUCAUAAUUCUCCUUUACAGCUAUAUUGUGUAGAUUGUGAUAAAAUAGUAUGUGUACAGUGCUCAGUUGUGUCGCAUCGAACAUGUCGUCAAAUCAUACCCGUUGAAGUAAUAGCCACAGAGAAACGAGCAGAACUUAUGACCUACCAGUCAUCACUUCAAAAUCAAAUAUCGAAGAUUGCUGAUAGUUUAACAGAAGCUGAGAGAGAGCAACAAAAUCUUGAGUUUCAAAAGGGUGUAUUGAGUAUAUCGAUAAAAAAGAAGGGAGAGGAAAUGUCUAAACUCGUGGCUCUUGAAACAGCUGCCACACUUUCACGCCUUGACGGAGCAAUUAGUGCUAGUCAAGUUGAACUACAAACCGAUGUCGACCACAAACAGACUCUAAUGACAAAAUUGGGUGAUGUUUCAAAUUCUAUUGUUAAACUUAUAAAUACGCCAGAUUCCUAUAUUUUUGAUAAUUUUGAUUCUGUUCUGAAAGAUCGUGAAACUGUUUUGGAGG